This is a messenger RNA of Coniophora puteana RWD-64-598 SS2, 780 nucleotides long. RefSeq lists its product as uncharacterized. The transcript is spliced from 3 exons. The record is from RefSeq and is a predicted model, not a curated record. Lineage: Eukaryota; Fungi; Basidiomycota; Agaricomycetes; Boletales; Coniophoraceae. Gene Ontology annotation, molecular function: protein binding. Bases 1 to 780 code for a protein of 259 amino acids.
AUGCACGUUGAUACCAACCUGGACACCUUGCCGUUUGAUGUGCUUCAGACCAUCGCGACCUCACUGGAAGUCCUCGACCUUAUCCAUCUCAGACAGGUGUCAAAACGACUGCGGGACUUCACCUCCGAGAGAGUAGUAUGGACCGAGAAAUACAGGACGUCCCAUCUUCCUCGUCCUCCAGGACCCCUCACCUCUCACUCCCUCCUUGACCUGGAGAAGAUCCUUGUCAGGACAGCUAAAGUUCACCAAAACAUGGUCACGAAAGCGGAGCCCCUAUCUAUCCGGGACACCGACAUCGGGGCGGAGGAGGACUUUCGCCUCUUGGCCGGGCGGUGGCUGAUCUCCCGAUCUACGGACGAGGUACACUGCCGGGACUUGGACAACCCCGAUUUUCCAAGGUCGAGUCCCAUCGUAUGCAUCCACGAGUGCUCAGAUGACUAUAAUCUAUCUUCGCUUGACUGCAUCGAAAUAAUCGGUCACAAUGGACACUCCCAUGCGUUUAUUAUAAUCAUCGAGCAGCGCGGGCUGGAAGAGGCUUGGCUAAUAGUACUCAAACUAAGGGAGCUCACUCAAGCCAACGAACUAUGCGACGAAAUUUACCGCCGACAUUUUUAUCUGUUGGGCUCCUCGUCUUCUGUAGAGGCUGCCAUCGGGCCAUCUUCUCUUCUUGUCAAAUGGGAAAAUGUGAACAAUGUACUCCUGAUAAUCGACAUAAACGACACACAACCUGUUUCACCGCUAGAAGUGUUUGACGACACGACAGAAGAGGUAUGGGACUAA